Molecule: messenger RNA, 1847 nt
Organism: Culicoides brevitarsis
Lineage: Eukaryota; Metazoa; Arthropoda; Insecta; Diptera; Ceratopogonidae
Gene: nAChRbeta2
Product: acetylcholine receptor subunit beta-like 2
Exons: 6
Coding region: 84-1760 (558 amino acids)
Biological process (GO): nervous system process; signal transduction; monoatomic ion transmembrane transport
Cellular component (GO): plasma membrane; postsynaptic membrane; neuron projection
Molecular function (GO): acetylcholine-gated monoatomic cation-selective channel activity; transmembrane signaling receptor activity
Source: RefSeq, a predicted model, not a curated record
GUGACUCGUUUUAGUAAUUUUUGCAACAAAAAAAUUAAAAAAAAUCGCAGAAAAAUUAAUUUUUAUAAAAAUAUUUUGUAAAAAUGUUAAUCUUGAAGCACUUUUACGUGCUUUUAACAUUUUUUAUAAUAAAAAGAGUUCAUGCUAAUCCUGUUCACAUCGAAGCGAAUCCAGAUGCAAAACGACUUUACGACGAUUUAUUGAGCAAUUAUAAUCGCUUGAUUCGACCCGUUGUGAACCAUACGGAAGCUCUAACUGUCGGAUUAGGUCUCAAAGUCACGCAACUCAUUGAAGUUAGUUUGAAAAAUCAAGUUGUCACGACAAAUUUAUGGGUUCAGCAAAAAUGGAUCGAUUACAAGCUCAAAUGGGAUCCCGAGGAAUAUGGCGGCGUUGAGAUGUUAUAUGUGCCCUCGGAGCAAAUUUGGCUUCCCGAUAUCGUUUUGUACAACAAUUGGGACGGAAAUUACGAAGUAACGCUGAUGACGAAAGCCACGUUGAAAUAUUCGGGCGAAGUUUUUUGGGAACCUCCGGCAAUUUAUAAAUCUUCGUGCGAGAUGAAUGUCGAGUAUUUUCCGUAUGACGAGCAAAUUUGUUUCAUGAAGUUUGGAAGUUGGACUUAUAAUGGAGCGCAAGUCGAUUUGAAGCAUUUGGAUCAGCAGCCAGGAAGCAAUAUUGUCCCGAUCGGAAUUGAUUUGUCGGAAUUUUAUUUGUCAGUCGAAUGGGAUGUCCUUGAAAUUCCUGCGUGUAGAAAUGAAGAAUAUUAUCCGGGAAUUCCUGAACCUUAUACAGAUAUUACGUUUAAAUUGACUUUGAGACGAAAGACGCUCUUCUAUACCGUUAAUUUGAUGAUUCCGAUUGUGGGAAUUACGUUUUUGACUGUUUUGGUCUUUUAUUUGCCUGCGGAUGCGGGAGAAAAGGUCACAUUAAGUAUCUCGAUUCUCGUGUCGCUCACUGUGUUCUUCUUGUUGCUCGCUGAAAUCAUUCCGCCAACAUCUUUAGCUAUCCCUUUGUUGGGCAAAUAUCUCCUUUUCACGAUGAUGCUUGUCUCGUUAUCUGUCUGGAUCACCGUUUGCGUGCUCAAUGUCUAUUUCAGGAGUGCAAGUACUCAUCACAUGUCGCCAAUCAUUCGAAAAAUCUUCCUUGUUUGCAUGCCUCGAAUUAUGAUGAUGCGAAGGACUCAUUAUUCGUUGCCAGAUUACGAUGACAAUGCGCCGCCAAGGAAUUAUCAUCAUCAGUUGGAGCCGAGAGAUAGUUUGACGGAAAAUGAGGACUUGAUGAACGGGCAUGAUAUGGAGCAUGAACAUGAACACGAACAUGGCAUUGAGACGUUGGAGCAUGAGGAUUAUCACGAUCAUGAAUAUCACAAAGAUGACGACAAUGGCGUUAUGCAUCAGCAUUUUGAGAAUAAUAUGGGACAUUCUUCAUUCCCCGAACCUGAACACGUUCACAUCAUCCCAUCUCGCAUGUCUCCCGAACUCAUGCAAGCGAUGCAAAGCGUUCGAUUUAUCGCUCAACACAUAAAAGAUGCUGACAAAGACAACGAGAUUGUCGAGGAUUGGAAAUUCGUAUCGAUGGUACUUGACCGAUUUUUCCUCUGGGUAUUUUUCCUUGCCUGCGUCUUCGGCACCAUUUUGAUCAUUUUCCAGAGCCCGUCGUUGUUCGAUACGAGACAAGGCGUCGACCGGAAGCUGAGCGAAAUACCAAUGCGAAAAAACAAUUUUAUGUUGCCAUCGGAUAUCGAACGGAUGACAAUUGACUAAAAAUGUCCCCCUCAAUGCAGCAACAAAAUAUAUUCUAUACUCGACACGAUUGGAGAUAACGCAGGUAAAUUACUUUGGAAAUUUUGU